Pistacia vera is the source of this 2879-nucleotide messenger RNA. Its product is annotated as WD repeat-containing protein 48. NCBI's taxonomy places the organism in Eukaryota, Viridiplantae, Streptophyta, Magnoliopsida, Sapindales, Anacardiaceae. The transcript is spliced from 20 exons. Gene Ontology annotation, biological process: double-strand break repair via homologous recombination; protein deubiquitination. Bases 243 to 2549 code for a protein of 768 amino acids. Gene Ontology annotation, molecular function: ubiquitin binding. The record is from RefSeq and is a predicted model, not a curated record.
ACUUUCCUGUUCAGUUCUUCAAUCUGUUUUUGUUUUUAUUAUUUUUAUUUUUUAUUUUUAAAGUCCCCAAUCUCUUCUCUUUUCUCUCUAAACAAACAGACGCGUAUCAGUACGUAUCCAUUUCUAGGGUUUAUCUUCAAUUUUGUCCUCCAAUUGAUAUAUCAGAACACUGGGUUUUCAUUUGGAUUUAGUAUGAAAUCAGUUUGAAAGGACCAAAAGAUAAAGAAUCUGGUUCCUUAAUUAUGCACGGAGGAGUUGCAAUGCACCGGGUGGGUAGUGCGGGUAACAACUCCAAUUCUACUCGGCCCCGUAAAGAGAAGAGGUUGACAUAUGUGUUAAAUGAUGCUGAUGACACGAAGCAUUGUGCUGGCAUAAACUGUUUGGCUGUAUCCAAGUCAUCGGCAUCUGAUGGCUGCAAUUACCUAUUCACUGGGAGCCGAGAUGGCACACUAAAGAGAUGGACACUAGCUGAAGAUGCUGCUAGCUGCUCUGCUACUUUGGAGUCGCAUGUUGACUGGGUUAAUGAUGCUGUAAUUACCGGUGAUAAUACACUUGUUUCCUGCUCUUCAGAUACCACUCUCAAGACUUGGAAUUGCUUGUCUGGUGGAACUUGUACCAGGACUCUGCGUCAACACUCCGACUAUGUUACUUGUCUUGCAGCAGCAGAAAAAAAUAGCAAUCUUGUUGCUUCUGGUGGUCUUGGUGGGGAGGUUUUCGUAUGGGAUAUUGAAGCCGCAGUUACUCCACUUUCAAAACCAAGCGAUGUGAUGGAGGAAGAUUGUUCAAAUGGUGUCAAUGGUUCUGGGAAUUCUUUACCAAUAACAGGUUUACGAACUAUUAGCUCUAGCAACAGCAUCUCUGCGCACACAAUUCAGUCACAUGGAUAUGUACCUACUGCUGUCAAAGGCCAUAAGGAGUCUGUCUAUGCAUUGGCUAUGAAUGAUAGUGGAACCCUUCUUGUCUCUGGUGGAACUGAGAAGGUUGUUCGUGUUUGGGACCCAAGAACUGGUUUGAAGACUAUGAAGCUAAGAGGGCAUACAGAUAACAUUAGAGCUCUGCUUUUAGAUUCUACUGGCAGGUUUUGCUUAUCAGGAUCCUCUGACUCUAUGAUCAGGUUAUGGGAUCUUGGUCAACAGCGAUGUGUGCAUUCAUACGCUGUACAUACAGAUUCUGUUUGGGCACUUGCAAGCACCCCCACAUUUAAUCAUGUUUAUAGUGGUGGGAGAGACCUCUCUUUAUACUUGACAGACUUGGCGACAAGAGAGUCUCUCCUGCUUUGCACUGGGGAACACCCCAUUCUGCAACUGGCAUUGCAUGAUGACAAUAUAUGGGCUGCAACGACUGAUUCUUCAGUUCAUAGGUGGCCAGCUGAAGGACGUAAUCCUCAAAAGGUCUUUCAAAGAGGUGGUUCAUUCUUAGCUGGAAAUUUGUCCUUUUCAAGGGCAAGGGUUUCCUUGGAAGGAUCUACCCCUGUUCCUGUUUAUAAAGAACCGACCUUUACAAUUCCUGGAACCCCAGGAAUAGUGCAGCAUGAAAUUUUAAAUAAUCGAAGGCAUGUCUUGACUAAGGAUACUGCUGGUUUGGUAAAGCUAUGGGAGAUCACCCGAGGUGUUGUGGUUGAGGACUAUGGAAAGGUAUCGUUUGAGGAGAAAAAGGAACAAUUAUUUGAGAUGGUAAGCAUUCCUGCAUGGUUCACUGUGGAUACUAGACUUGGAAGUUUGUCUGUUCAUUUGGACACGCCACAAUGCUUCUCUGCGGAGAUGUAUUCAGCAGACCUUCAAAUUGCUGGAAAACCUGAGGAUGAUAAGGUUAAUCUGGCUCGGGAAACGCUCAAAGGUUUAUUGGCUCAUUGGCUGGCCAAAAGAAGGCAGAAAGUGGGUUCACAAGCUUCUGCUAAUGGGGAUGUUUUGUCUGGGAAGGAUAUUACUACUAGAGGCCUUACCCAUUCAAGAAUUGAGGUGGAUGGUAAUGUUGAAAAUGACUCCAUGGUUUAUCCUCCAUUUGAAUUUUCAACUGUUUCCCCGCCAUCAAUAAUUACUGAGGGUUCUCAAGGAGGUCCAUGGAGAAAGAAAAUUACCGACUUAGAUGGAACUGAAGAUGAAAAGGACUUUCCUUAUUGGUGUCUUGAUUGUGUAUUGAAUAAUCGCUUACCUCCUAGAGAAAAUACCAAGUGUAGCUUUUAUCUGCAUCCAUGUGAAGGUUCAGCUGUCCAGAUCCUGACACAGGGGAAAUUAAGUGCACCUCGAAUAUUGAGAAUACACAAGGUUGUUAAUUAUGUCGUGGAGAAGAUGGUUUUUGACAAACCAUCAGAUGGUGUAAAUUCUGAUGGAACAUUUCCUGGUCUUGCUGGAGGCCCAUUACAGCAUUCGGCAGUGGGAGAUUCAUUCCGAUCUGGUUUGAAGUCAUGGCAAAAACUUAAACCUUCGAUAGAGAUCUUGUGCAAUAAUCAGGUAUUAUCCCCAGAGAUGAGUUUAGCUACUGUGCGGGCAUAUGUAUGGAAGAAACCUGAGGACUUGGUUCUUAAUUACAGAGUUGUCCAGGGAAAGUGACUACAUUCGAUUUGAGAAGAAGGCUGGACUUUGCUUAUGAUGGAGGGCUUAUGCUCGUGUAAAAUACUGGGUUAUAUAAAUGAUUCUUCUGGGUUGCCUUUGAUGAUCUGAAGUAAUCUAGUGGGUGGGUCCUUGUAAAUUUGGUAAACCAAUUGAUUGAUAAAUCUCGGGGCAUCAUCGGAACCUGCCAAGAAGAUCCCAUUAAUCAUUUUCCUAGUUAGGCGGGUGAUAUCAUGAAAAAAUUUUGAUCUUUGUCUGGUUGACAUGCAAGCUUUUGCUGGACGUUACAAAGUUGUUAUACAGUGAAUUUGCAUGUGGGAAUAGAUUGGG